CGUCUCACCUAUGUAACCUAUAUCUGUAACCUAUGUGUUGCAUUUAUGUAAGGGUGAACAUAUCAGUUACAGAGCUCUGUAGAACUGCUAAUGAUAUAUGGAUAACUUGUUUUCUCAGUAUGAUUUUCCUGAGCUCUGUCAAACUGAUGUUGUAAAGGCUCUUAAACAAUUUAACAGUCUACAGCCAUUGGAAGGAAUGUUUGUAUACAAUGAUGGAAGAGAAGUUGAAUUGUUUUCUCUAGAGGGAACAAUUCCAGUUCUAAUCAGAGGUAUAAAAUACAACAUCCCAAUUCAACUCUGGUUGCAAAAAAGACACCCUUAUGUUCCACCAUUAGUGAUUGUCACACCUACUGAUACAAUGGAAAUCACUCCGUCUCCACUUGUGGAUACUAAUGGAAAUGUUUACCAUCCCUGUCUUCAUACAUGGCAUCUUGAAUCCAAAUCUAAUCUUUUAGAUCUGCUUCAAAUUCUUUGUGAAGUGUUUGCUAUGCGACCUCCAGUUUGCACGAAAAUUACAGAGCUUCAGCUACAGCAAACUGGAAAUUCACAGUCUUACUUACUGCAAGAGAAUUCCUCUUUGCCAAGAAGAGCACCAACAACAGAAGAUAACAUUGUGUUACCGAGGCGGUUAAUACCAACAGAACAACAACUGAGAGACAAAAAUGAAGAACUAAGCCAGCAGCGGACACGCUUUCAAGCACAGCUACAGGAAAAAGAAGAGGAAAAAGCAAACCUUCUGGGGGAAAAAGAACAACAAGAGAGAUACGCAGAGAGACAGUUGAGGGAGAUGUCACAACAGCUUGCACACGUCCAAGGGUAAUUACAACACAGAGAUCAGGAAGCUGAUAAUUUGCGUAAUCGGGUUACUGCUUUGGAGAGACUGUUGAGGGUAAAAGAUCAAGAAGUAAAUGAACUAGAUAUCUCUUUCAACAACUCAGUUGGUGAUAAAUGAAAAUCCACACCAACAGUUACCUGACUGGGUCGUUUCACGCGAUCAAACUCACGUAACAGAUAAGUGCC
Messenger RNA from Stylophora pistillata, 1020 nucleotides. RefSeq lists its product as uncharacterized. The record is from RefSeq and is a predicted model, not a curated record. Gene Ontology annotation, molecular function: protein kinase activity; ubiquitin binding; ATP binding. Gene Ontology annotation, biological process: protein phosphorylation; protein transport; endosome to lysosome transport. Gene Ontology annotation, cellular component: ESCRT I complex. NCBI's taxonomy places the organism in Eukaryota, Metazoa, Cnidaria, Anthozoa, Scleractinia, Pocilloporidae.